AUGCCUACUUUCACAAGACUUGUGCGGUUUUCCGCCGGCUCGCAAUCUCACUAUGGAGAUCUCCUGGCCUUUACGGACGGGAAGUAUACGGUCCGGAAGCUGAACGGAAACCCGUUCACGAAACUGGAAACUACAGAGGAGACUGUCCAGAUUGACACACUUGAGUGUCCACUCGAAAGUACCCCGGUCAUCGUUUGCAUCGGACUGAAUUACAACCAGCAUGCGAAGGAGGCGAAUGUCAGUAUUGGGCAUCUUCCUAUCCCUACUUACCCUGCCGUGUUCACCAAGCCCGCUGACGCACUUGCCGGACCCUUUGAAGCAAUUGACAUACACCCCGACGCCCGCGAGCUUCUCGACUACGAGGGUGAAUUGACCAUUGUGAUCGGUAUAGACGCAAAAAACGUGUCGGAGGAAGAUGCUUUGGAUUAUGUCUUGGGAUAUACAGCUGGAAACGAUCUAUCGGCUCGAAAUUUCCAGCUGCCUGAAGCCUCUGGGGGCCAGUUCUGCUACGCCAAAUCCUUCGAUCGAUUUGCGCCCGUUGGCCAUGUGAUUGUGGCCGCAUGCGAGAUUCCAGACCCCCAGGCACUGAAGCUGACUACCAAGGUCAACGGGAUUGUCAAGCAAGAGACCAGCACCGGUGACAUGAUCUGGAGUGUCCGUCAUAUUAUUAGCCACCUUUCCCGGGGCACAACCCUCCGAAAGGGCACCAUGAUUAUGACGGGCACUCCAUCUGGUGUAGGUUAUUUCCGGAAGGAGUUCCUUAAGCAUGGAGAUAUUGUUGAGGUGGAGAUUGAGGGAGUUGGAGCAACCAAGAACCGGGUUCGCCACAACUGA
Molecule: messenger RNA, 834 nt
Organism: Penicillium concentricum
Lineage: Eukaryota; Fungi; Ascomycota; Eurotiomycetes; Eurotiales; Aspergillaceae
Product: fumarylacetoacetate hydrolase family protein
Exons: 3
Coding region: 1-834 (277 amino acids)
Molecular function (GO): acetylpyruvate hydrolase activity
Source: RefSeq, a predicted model, not a curated record